UUUAUUUUAGACCAGAUGGGAGUGAAGGAGCAAAUACAGAAACUAAAUGACGUAAAGAAACACUGCGACUUCAAAGCUCAAGGAACAGAAGCCAAUGAGCUGCACUCCUGCUCUCAGUGUGGAAAGAGUUUCCAAAAUAAAAUAAACCUUAAGACACACAUGAGAAUUCACACUGGAGAGAAACCGUAUCCAUGCACUCAGUGUGAGAAGAGUUUUACUCAUGCAUCAGAUCUCAGUGUUCAUCUGCUCCAUCACUCUGGAGAAAAAGCAUUCAACUGUGAUCAGUGUGGUAAAGAUUUUAUUUCAUCAUCACAACUAAAACAACACCUGACAGUUCAUUCAGAUGAGAAGCCUUAUGUGUGUUCUCUCUGUGGAAAGAGUUUUUCAUGGCUGAAUAGUUUUAAACGGCACCAGAAAACACAUAAUGAAGUGAGAGAUCAUGUGUGUUGUGACUGUGGGAAGAGCUUUAUUACAUCUCAUGAUCUGAAACUGCACCAAAGAAUUCAUACUGGAGAAAAACCUUACAAGUGCUCAUAUUGUGACAAGAGUUUCACUUAUUCUAGAAACCUGAAACUACAUGAGCAAAUUCACUCUGGAGAGAAGCCGUACUACUGUACUCAGUGUGGAAAAGGUGUUACUUCACCAUCAUAUCUCAAAAGACACCUAACUUUUCAUACAGGUGCUAAGCCUCACUUGUGUUCUCUCUGUGGAAAGAGUUUCAGAGAAAAAGGACACCUUAAGACACACAUGAGAAUUCACACUGGAGAGAAACCGUAUCCAUGCACUCAGUGUGGAAAGAGUUUCACAUCUUCAUCCUUACUCAAGCAUCAUUUGCGUAUUCACUCUGGAGAAAAAACAUAUAACUGUGAUCGAUGUGGUAAAGGGUUUAUUUCGUCAACACAUCUAAAAUCACACCUGAAAGUUCAUUCAGACGAGAAGCCUUAUGUGUGUUCUCUCUGUGGAAAGAGUUUUUCACGGCCUGACAGUUUUAAACUGCACCAGAAAACACACGAUGAAGUGAGAGAUCAUGUGUGUUGUGACUGUGGGAAGAGCUAUACUACAUCUACUUAUCUGAAACGGCACCAAAGAAUUCAUACUGGAGAAAAACCUUACAAGUGCUCAUAUUGUGACAAGAGUUUCACUGUGUCUGGAUCUCUGAAAUCACACGAGCGAGUUCAUACUGGAGAGAAGCCGUUCCACUGUACUCAGUGUGAGAAGAGUUUUAAACAUUUAUCAAGCCUUCGUGCUCAUAUAAAAAACUGUUGUAAGUGAUCAACAUUCGUUUUCAUAUCAACUACAUUCAGAUAAAUUCCACAAGAUAAAAUAUGGAGGAUCUAGGUUUUUUUUUUUUGUUUAAAUAAUUGAAAGACUAGAAAGACUUCAGAGGUCAAGCUUCAACAGUGUUAAUCUUUUUUGUGUGCAAAAUCUCUCUGCAUGGAUUGUGUGCUUAGUAGGUCUAUCUUGAAUUAUAUUUAUGUCACUUACUUAUUUACAAAGUUUACUAUAUUGUCUUCUGAUAGUACAUGCAAUUAUGAGAAAUAAACAGAAAAAAAUAAUUGUCUUGACAAAAGGUGUUUAACUGUGUUUAACUUGUUUAAACUGAAAACAAGUCUAAUAUAUGUUUUUGGAAAUAGUUUUUAAAACACGGUAAGUCUAUCUUCACAGCCUCACUUUCAUGCCUAUCAUGUCGCUGCUCUGAAUAAGGUCUAGGCCCCUGUU
This is a messenger RNA of Rhinichthys klamathensis goyatoka, 1719 nucleotides long. Its product is annotated as zinc finger protein 252-like. Lineage: Eukaryota; Metazoa; Chordata; Actinopteri; Cypriniformes; Leuciscidae. The transcript has a single exon. Gene Ontology annotation, molecular function: RNA polymerase II cis-regulatory region sequence-specific DNA binding; DNA-binding transcription activator activity, RNA polymerase II-specific. The coding region runs from base 16 to 1272 and encodes 418 amino acids. Gene Ontology annotation, cellular component: nucleus. Gene Ontology annotation, biological process: regulation of transcription by RNA polymerase II. The record is from RefSeq and is a predicted model, not a curated record.